GCUGCUCGCCUCCCCUCGACGGCGCACCGGCGCAAAGUGGAACGGCUCCCCUCCUUGUCGGACAACGGCUUCGGCAGCACACUCGGCGACCAGCGAAGCGCGCACGCCGCUCUGCACGCCGCCGACCAGGGUCACGCCGCCUGCUCUGUCGCCGCCGCGAGCCCCAACCGCGAGAAGCGCCCACCACUGUGGAUUACGACGCUGCUCGGAUCCUGUUCAUGCUAAGCUGCCGAUGGAGCGCCGCAGGCGGUGGCCGGCGAGCUACGCACUAACGGGCUUGGUGCUGGCCAGCGUUGGUUUGCCCGCCGUCUGGGCUCGCGUCUACGACCGCUGCGAACUUGCCUUGGAGCUGCACGACCGUUUCAAGUUUCCCAAGAGGGACCUCGACAAGUGGCUGUGCCUCGCCUAUUGGGAAAGCAGGUUCGACACUCGAGCAUACCACAAGGGCAAAUACGAUGGCAGUGGCGACCAUGGUAUCUUUCAGAUCAACGAUAAGCACUGGUGUCAGCCACACCAAGGUCACAGCGAGAACGUCUGUAGGAUGCCCUGUUACCUGCUACGGGAUGACAACCUAUAUGACGACAUUGAAUGCGUGAACAAAAUAUUCCGGAGACACGGCUUCCACGCGUGGAUGAUGUUCAGCCACAAAUGCUCGGGCAACACGCUCGAGUUCUUUAAUGGUUGCGACUUCCGGAUACGACGCGGUGACAUGACCAGUUCGCCAACGGGGCUGCAGAUCACCAUAGAGCCGCCGCCAAUACUGGAGAAGCUGAGCCAACUCAGCAAGGGCAUAUACCAGGCAGGCAGCCACCCGGUGCCCACUCGCGGCGCACCUGAUCCGUCCCCAGGGCCAAGCGCCGGUCCACCGGCUCCACGCUGGACAUCCAAGACCAACGUGCCGCAGAAGCCGCGCCCCGUCGUCAUUCGACCGCCUAGGCCACAGCCACCGCCAAAGAAGGAAACGAAUGCUGUCCUGCCACAGAGGCCGCCGCCCCUGAAGCGCUUGCCAGCGCCACCUCCCCCAAAGCCGCCGCGCUUGGUGCCUGCCGCUGUUGCCAGGCCUCCCCGGCAGCAAGGACCACGUUUUCCGGCACUGUCGAGGCCUUCACUCACGCGGGCUCCACAGCCCCCCAAGACACCCGGCGGUCUGCUUAUGCCGCAGGAGUCUGUUGGGCACGCUGUAUUCGGCGUGCCUCCGCCAUUCGUGCCAACGUUACCAGGCACACACCAGCGUCGUCCGCCGCCGCCGCCGCCGCCGCCGCCGCCGCAUCUGUUGGCCGUGCCUCCUCAGGGGCUCGCCAUGUUUGGUCUGCGUCGUGGCCCACCGCCGCUGCCUAUACCUAUCCACGUGCCUCCACCACAGGAGCAACAGUCGCCAGUCGUCUACAAGCGCACGAAGACGCGCCGGUUACCCGGCGGUCUCCGGCUACGACCCUUCUUCGGCUUCGCCAGGUCGUCUAGGGCUUUCAAGAAUAAGGGCAAGACAUGACAACACGUCUGGCUCAAUCCGCUCAUGUCAAGUACUGUUCGAUGCAGUCUUUGACUAAUAUGACCCAGGGAAUGAAUGACCUGACCGGCCAAGUCAAGCGACAUGCCCACUGAACUUUCACUUGGACGCGGCACAUCGUGCGUGGCGGGAAGUGUCUCGGGAUUUCGCUCAACAAACACCUCAUUACCAGUGGCUGUCAAGCAUCAAACGGCAAAGAGAGUGAACUUCUGCCGUAUGACUAUUCAGCGACAGGGUGGCAAUCACGUAUCAAGUGUACAGGAAGUAACCUGCUUCCGCAAGGAAGUGUUGGGACUGCAGAGGCAUUUGGGUGUAUCAUAACAGAGGCGUGAAGGCUACUGACAUAUCAACCAUUUUUUCAACCGAAGAAUCGAAGUUGUUCCAUACUUGUCCUGUGCAGCUUCGAGCAGUACGUUACAGUGACUGACCAUCUACUUUUCUUUUUACAGAAAAUGCACGGAUCUUAACGGCAGAAAAAAGGCGCACAUGCCUGCGCUUGCUGCGGAGCAAGAGUCGUAAGACAUCGGCCGACUCGAAGUGGACAGUGUGGUUUACUGCGCAGGACAUGUUGCAACCAAUUUCCGCUUCUGCGUCACUGUGUCAUGCAUCGUACAUCCUCUAUUCGAAAAGGCAUGCGCGCUAGAAAGCGAUCUACCAAGGUUCAUUGUGACAUUCCUCAAAGCAUGCAUGGUAAACGGCUGACAGGCGUUUUCAUUAAGCUACGAGUAAGUAUUGUUCAAGAAGCAGUGUUCACAUGAUUACUUACGCAGCCAAGCCAAACGUAAGCUUUCAUAAUCAAGAAAUUUACAUUAAGUUACCGUGCAAUUCACUCACACUGCUGUCAAACAGCGAUAUAUUUAUUUCCGCGUUAGCUUUAAGAACAAAGCAAAGUUAUGCGAGGCCCAAGAGCAGCUGAACAGAGAAAACACAUGACUUGAAAAUUCUUUCCUUUUGACAUAAAAUAACACAAAUAAAAGUCCUUAAGGUACCUUUUUUCGCCCAUGUAACGUUCUGACACUUAAUUUAUAGCAGCGCGAAGGAUGUUCACGUGAAAAGGCGAAAUGUCAGGAAUAUUUUCUGCUUCAUCGCGACGCUUAACACCGUAUAGUCGGGCGGGUAAAUUGUUGACAAUGUUGUAGCCAUGGCUGUACAUAAGAUAUAUAAAUGUGUAAUUUAUUUUUCAUGUUUUCAACUGACUUCAACAGCGCGUGUUUCAAUUCUCACCAGUUUUUGUCCUUAUGCCACUUAGCCUCUUUUUUCUACUCUUUGAGAGUGCCAACACGUCAACGCCCGAGCUUUUUUUGUCUCAUGGAAAAUAAAUUACUUCCGAAUGA
This is a messenger RNA of Dermacentor albipictus, 2841 nucleotides long. RefSeq lists its product as uncharacterized. The record is from RefSeq and is a predicted model, not a curated record. Gene Ontology annotation, molecular function: lysozyme activity. NCBI's taxonomy places the organism in Eukaryota, Metazoa, Arthropoda, Arachnida, Ixodida, Ixodidae.